UAUGUUCCACAAUAUUGCCCCAAUCGCUAUGCCUUCAUUGCCAACUUCCAAAGAUAAAUAUGAACAACAAAAUAAAAUCGAAAGUGCCAUUCUUUCUUCAAUUAAUGAAAUUGUCCAAACAACAAAAAAUUCUUUGGAUCAAAAAAUAAUUUUAAAUAUGUCAAAUUCUGAUAUUUUAAGUCUUGUAAAAUCUUUGGAUGGAUUUUUUGCUCACGGUUUAAUUAAAAUGGAUAAAUGUUAUUGGUCCUUUGUUAGAGAAUUAAUUCCGAGUGAAGAAAGAAUUGAUUUAAAACAAAAAUGGAAUUGUUCUAAUAGAAGGGAGCUGUCGUUAGCGUGGCUGAAGGAUUCGUUGAAUAGGUUGUAA
Messenger RNA from Meloidogyne enterolobii, 364 nucleotides. NCBI's taxonomy places the organism in Eukaryota, Metazoa, Nematoda, Chromadorea, Rhabditida, Meloidogynidae. The record is from the annotation of a GenBank genome assembly.